AGUCUUGACUCUUCUAGUUAGGGCUUUAGCUAACCACAAUGACAGCAAAGCUUUCUGGAUUGCUUACUGCUGAAGAUCAGGUACUUUUGACACAGUAGAAUUUGAGCCUCUGCGCUUGCCGUACUCCAGAAUUGCUUUCCUGCUUCCUCUCAAUGUACUUUUGUACUCGCUGAACUCCGGGGCAGUCCAGCCUUGGGAUUGCUGACAGCUCGAACUCGAAGGCCCUGGACCCUCCACUAUGGCCUUGACCCCAGAAUUGAGCAAACAAGCAAAAUGGAAAGAGAUAGCAGGGAUUCCCCUGGCAGCUGCGACCGUGGACAACUGGAACCAGAUUCAGGCCUUCAAGGCCAAGCCAGAUGACCUCCUCAUUUGUACUUAUCCUAAAUCAGGGACAACAUGGAUUCAAGAGAUCGUGGACAUGAUUGAGCAGAACGGGGAUGUAGAGAAGUGCCAGCGAGACAUCAUUCAACAUCGGCACCCUUUUAUUGAGUGGGCACGGCCACCCCAGCCAUCAGGUGUGGAUAAAGCCAAUGCGAUGCCAUCCCCAAGGAUACUAAAGACCCAUCUUUCCACGCAGCUGCUGCCACCGUCUUUCUGGACAAGUAACUGUAAGUUCCUUUACGUGGCUCGGAACGCCAAAGACUGCAUGGUUUCCUACUACCACUUCUACAGGAUGAGCCAGGUGCUCCCAGAUCCAGGCACCUGGGACGAGUAUUUUGAAACCUUCAUCAGUGGGAAAGUAAACUGGGGAUCCUGGUUUGACCAUGUAAGAGGAUGGUGGGAAAUUCGAGAUAGAUACCAGAUUCUCUUCCUCUUCUAUGAAGAUAUGAAGAGGGACCCAAAGCGUGAAAUCCAGAAAGUAAUGCAGUUCAUGGGAAAGAUCUUGGAUGAAGAGGUGCUGGAUAAAAUCGUCCAGGAGACAUCAUUUGAGAAAAUGAAAGAGAACCCUAUGACAAAUCGUUCAACGGUUCCCAAAUCUAUCCUGGACCAGUCCAUUUCCCCUUUCAUGAGAAAAGGAACUGUGGGGGAUUGGAAGAACCACUUCACUGUGGCCCAGAAUGAGAAGUUUGAUGAAAUCUACAGACAGAAGAUGAAGGGAACGUCUAUAAACUUCUGCAUGGAACUCUGAUCAAGAUGUAGAUAGAUGACAAGAACAUGGGAGCUGCUGCUCGGGCAGAAGAAGUUCUGAAAGCACACUGUGAAAUACUCAAGACUGUGGCUCAGUCUCUAUGAAUUUUAACACCAUGUUAUAAUUUCAUAAACGUGGAUCAUGGCUAAUGUGUAAUCUUUCCACUAUUCACUAUGAAUUAGUAAGUCAACUUAAUAAUAUAAGGAAAACAUAAAUAAUACUUGCAUACUACAAAAUUCAAGUUUCCAUUCUUUUAGAACAGUGAUUCUCGACUUGCAGGUCAUGACCCCUUUGGAUUUAUAGUUCAGAUAUCCUGCAUGUCAGAUGUUUGUAUUACAAUUCAUAACAGCAAAAAUGCAUUUAUGAUGUGGCAACAAAAUAAUUUUGUGUUUGAGGGCCACUGCAACACAACAAGGAAAUAUAUCAAAGGAUGUAGCAUUAGGAAGGUUGAGAACCACUGUACUAGAAGGUAUGGCCUGACUCUGAAGUAUUCUACCCUAAGUACUAGCAAAGAAAUAAUAGAUUUUAUCUCUAUGAAUGUACAUGAAAUUCCUAAAGUCAUUCCUGCUCAGUCAGGGUUUUGCCUGGCUGAAAUGGAAAGAAUCAUUGUGUGGAUGAUGUGUUGCAAGCAGGCCUUGGGAACACGUUCAACCUGGUGCGAGGAAAAUGAGGGAAAGACUCCAAGGAGAUGCCAGAAAUCCCAACCUUAAUAAAGGGAAUCCUGAAUCUGUGCCGUUAAAGCAGAAAGAAAGCAUUAUAUUUUGAUGAAAGUAGAAUGAAGGCAUGGUGCUCAGUUUGGAGCCAACUGGGUUUUGAUCUACAGUCAUGCCAUCUGAGGAGCAAACUGUAACCAAACCAAGUGUGUCUUUCAUCUAGCUUCCAUAUUUGCCUAUUUUGACUGAAGCUGUCUGUAUUUGCUGGCCAGCAAGCUUAUCUCUACCUCCUGCUAUGUUCCAUGUUGAAAAGAAACAGAUCAUUUUCUGGCUAGGUACCACUCAUCAGACUUGAUCAGAUCAGCAAUUUAAACACACCUGGAGCCAAACUCCAGAUUGCUUCACUGUUCCUCCACCACCCCCUUAAGUCUAAGUCCAUCUCCCCUCCUCCUCCUUUCCUCCUUUCCUUCCUUUCCCCUCCUCUUCCUUUAUCAAUCCUCUGUUGCUCAUCCAUCUUUCUCUCCCUACCCAGGUGCUCACCAAAUCACCACGGUGCUCAUCACUGGGUCCGUGCUAGGUAUAUCUUAGACAGCAAUGUUACCAGGGAACAGUGCUAGGUAUAUCUUAGACGGCAAUGUUACCAGGGAACAGUGCUAGGUAUAUCUUAGACGGCAAUGUUACCAGGGAACAGUGCUAGGUAUAUCUUAGACGGCAAUGUUACCAGGGAACAGUGCUAGGUAUAUCUUAGACGGCAAUGUUACCAGGGAACAGUGCUAGGUAUAUCUUAGACGGCAAUGUUACCAGGGAACAGUGCUAGGUAUAUCUUAGACGGCAAUGUUACCAGGGAACAGUGCUAGGUAUAUCUUAGACGGCAAUGUUACCAGGGAACAGUGCUAGGUAUAUCUUAGACGGCAAUGUUACCAGGGAACAGUGCUAGGUAUAUCUUAGACGGCAAUGUUACCAGGGAACAGUGCUAGGUAUAUCUUAGACGGCAAUGUUACCAGGGAACAGUGCUAGGUAUAUCUUAGACGGCAAUGUUACCAGGGAACAGUGCUAGGUAUAUCUUAGACGGCAAUGUUACCAGGGAACAGUGCUAGGUAUAUCUUAGACGGCAAUGUUACCAGGGAACAGUGCUAGGUAUAUCUUAGACGGCAAUGUUACCAGGGAACAGUUUUCAUUUGGAGACCUAGAGGAAACGACUUCCUGGUGACACCCCACGUUCAGCCAUGAACAAUUAAAGAAGCUUUUCCCCACACAGUAA
Molecule: messenger RNA, 3043 nt
Organism: Alexandromys fortis (reed vole)
Lineage: Eukaryota; Metazoa; Chordata; Mammalia; Rodentia; Cricetidae
Product: sulfotransferase 1C2
Exons: 8
Coding region: 239-1129 (296 amino acids)
Biological process (GO): sulfation
Cellular component (GO): cytoplasm
Molecular function (GO): sulfotransferase activity
Source: RefSeq, a predicted model, not a curated record